Andrographis paniculata is the source of this 688-nucleotide messenger RNA. Its product is annotated as elicitor-responsive protein 1. NCBI's taxonomy places the organism in Eukaryota, Viridiplantae, Streptophyta, Magnoliopsida, Lamiales, Acanthaceae. The transcript is spliced from 4 exons. Bases 121 to 600 code for a protein of 159 amino acids. The record is from RefSeq and is a predicted model, not a curated record.
UUCGACAAACAAACCAAUCUAUUUCAUUUCUUGCUCCUGUAUAAUUAUUCUUAGCUUCUUUUUGUCCAAUAAUUAAAUACUAUUAUACUACUACUACUACUACUUCAUUGUUUCUAAUCUAUGGCUUUGGGAACACUUGAGGUGACUUUGCUGGGCGCCAGAGGCCUCACAAGAACCGAUCUCUUGGGGAAGAUAGAGCCUUACGUAGUGAUGGAAUACAGGAAGCAACAGCAUACAAGCUCCAUUGCCAAAGGCACAGCUCCCCUCUGGAACCAGAAAUUCAGAUUCACUGUUGAACAUGAAGAAGAUGAACAUGAAGAAGAUGUCGCCAAAUCCCAAAACACGCUUUCCCUUAUCCUUAUGGAUUAUGACACUUUUACUCAAGACGACUCUCUUGGACAAACUACCAUACAUUUGGGAGAAGCAAUUCAAAGAGGAGUGGAGAAUGGGAAGGCUGAGAUUGGGUCGCACAAGUACAGAGUUGUUGCGAAGGAUGGGACUUAUUGUGGCGAACUUCAUGUAGCCAUUACUUUCACUCGAAAGAAAGAAUCCAAGGAACACUAUUUUGGGGGUUGGAAGCAAAGCCAGUCACAGUUUUAAUUCAUUUCACUCUACUUUGUAGCUUUUCAGCAUCAGAAUUAUCUCUAAAAAUUCAUUUCAUUUCAUUUCAUUAAUUCAUGUUCUUUCU